CAGUGCAGGGAAGGCGGGCCCGGCACGAGCUGCUCCAGCUGUUACUGACUGAUCACUGACAAGUCCCUGAGCCAGGGAAACCACAGCAGUCCUGAUCCCGGGAGCGCCGGGCACACGUGUUCUAUCCGCGGAAGGGCUGCAGGUGCUUUGCUGCGUGUAGUGCGCUCCGGUCACAGCCAUGGGUAAUGGAAUGAACAAGAUUCUCCCUGGGUUAUUCAUUGGUAAUUUUAAAGGAAUGCCAUUCACAAACUUCUCAAUUUCCUGUAUAAUAAAUCUAGAUGCUCGAGAUAUUGAACAGCUACAGAAGAAUAACAUUACUCACAUUCUGUCUAUACAUGACAGUGCCAGACCAAUGUUAGAGGGCAUGAAAUAUCUUUGCAUUCCAGCAUCUGAUUCACCAAAUCAAAAUUUAAUACAACAUUUUAAAGAAAGCACAGCAUUUAUCCAUGAGUGUCGGCUGAAAGGUGAAGGAUGCCUUGUCCACUGUUUGGCAGGUGUGUCCAGAAGUGUUACUUUGGUAGUAGCCUAUGUUAUGACAAUCACAGAUUUGGGUUGGGAAGAUGCGUUGGCUGCUGUUAGGGGAGCAAGAACGUGUGCCAACCCCAACAUGGGUUUUCAGAAGCAACUUGAAGACUUUGGAAAACAUGAUGUCCAUCACCUAAAAACUUGGUUGAAGGAGACGUAUGGUGAAAGCCCUUUUCUUGAUGCAGAAGAAGCCAAACAACUUGUUGCCAAACAUAAGCAACAAGAAGAAGAAUCGAGUGCUGGAAGUUCAGGAAGACAAUGGAGCAGUCACUUGACCUCUCUCUCAUCAAUGGCAUACAGCAAUUACACUACAGAGACAUAACUUUCUAUCACAACACUUAUAUCUACUUUCUAAUGUACUUCAACAGUCACUACAAAUAUAAAAGCAAGCACCACAUAGGUGCUUGCCAUCCAAGCAAGAGCUUAGAGUUAAGAGGUCUUAAGAUGUAUGUUUCUGUCUGCAGUCUUGCAGAGAUGAGCGGUGCAUUACAAAUUAAAGUGCAGACCUUGAAUGAAGUUCUAGUUUGACACAGGAAAAGGUCUAAUUCCACUAUUGUGUUUUAUUGACAUCUUGCCACUUUAUUAUAUGUACAGUAAAUCUUAAACUCAAGUCUCCUUAAAGCUUUGUUAUAGGUACCAACUGUGUCAUCACUUUUACUGUGCUUCUGGUUUAAAUGUAUAUUUUAACAUUUUCUACCUCAAGAUAACAAUUAUUUCAAAGAAAACAAACACCCCGACUAUCCCUCACCAACAAAAGAAGUAACAGACUGUAUUUCUCAGGUAGGGAAUAACAUAAGAAAGGGUUGAACCAUUCAGUUCCAACACAAAUAUGUUGUGAAUUCUAUGCCGAAAGAGACGCAGGUAAUGAAAAAAAAAACCAUUGCCUGCAUAAAAUAUAAAAUUAUUUUUUAGCUUAAAGCUAAGUAUUUUCUCAGAAUAAAUGUGAAUACAAUCCUGGUAUUUUGCUGGAUGCAAAAAGGCUUGUUUCAUACUGUAAUAUGCAAAGUCAAUUUAUUCCCACUUUUAUAUAUACAGUGGUCCAUUUGGUACACGGUUGCAAUAUGGCAAAAGGAUGAUGCAGAUAUAAUGGUUGAAAACAUUGAUAUAUUGUGUCGCUCAAAUUGAUGAAGUAUUCAGUUAUACCUAAAAUGAGUGAUUAAAAAGACAGGAAGACUUUGCACUAUGAAUUAGGAAGACAAAGACACAUUUGUAGACUUUACUAUAGAACUCAAUGUAUUGAGAUUGAAAGUGGCAAGUAUCUGUACAUCAGCACUCUUCUCCUGGAAGUGGACAUCAAACAAUGUCUUCUUGUAUGCGGUUAAAAAAAAAAUAUAUAGAAAAAUAAAUAUAUAUAUCGACAUUUAUCACGUCAAUAUAGUUUUAGUUUGGAUGUGAGUCACUCCCACGGUUAUGCAUUUAAAGAACUCCAUGUGGGCCAUGGUCAGUAUGGGACUUGCUUAAGCAAUGUAUUUUGUAUACUGUGGUGCCAUUAAAAUGGACCAACAUAUUAAUAUUAACGUGUUCUGUUCCAUACACUAUUGUAAUGUGGGCAAGACUUCCUUUCAUGCAAAGUCAUAUAAUCAAACUUGAUGUCAUUAAAAACUGCUUUUUAAAUAUCAGAUUAUUCAUGAAAGGCCAUCUAGAAUGCAUUUUUAAAGCUAAACAUGGCAGAAGACUAUUAUACCUCUGCUGGGUUACUAACCUUAGAUUGCCCAAUUCUACACUGGUUUGCCUAUAUCUUACUCCCUGAUGCAUUGUAGUGUCAAGUGGUAACCUCACGGACCUCUUUUUUGGUGGGACUAGCGCUCUAGGAUUCUUAAGGAACUGUCUCUUCUAAUCUAAGUAUAAUGUUGAAGAACAAAUGUUUGGAAAUUAAAGCAAAAGGAACAACCUACAGAGAUGCAACAUGUAGGGGAGCAUAGUGGAUUAUGAGGGUUACAAACUAUGAUUGAGAAGGUAAAUCCUUGACUAUUGUGGACAUUUUGAUAAUUCCUGUUGGGUUACUGGACAAAACCACUGUAUUUACUGUAUGAUUAUAUAUAAAUUUUCCAAUCCCUGUGUGUAAAUAUAAACUGAAAUUUUGUUGUACUGUU
Molecule: messenger RNA, 2618 nt
Organism: Bufo gargarizans (Asiatic toad)
Lineage: Eukaryota; Metazoa; Chordata; Amphibia; Anura; Bufonidae
Gene: DUSP22
Product: dual specificity phosphatase 22
Exons: 8
Coding region: 179-847 (222 amino acids)
Biological process (GO): transforming growth factor beta receptor signaling pathway; regulation of cell population proliferation; protein dephosphorylation
Cellular component (GO): cytosol
Molecular function (GO): protein tyrosine/serine/threonine phosphatase activity
Source: RefSeq, a predicted model, not a curated record